AGACACUCACUACUCACUAGUCAGUCUCAGUCAGUGAGUGUUGUGUUAGUGGUUCUGUCACCAGACUGCACGCACGCACAUAUUUCCACCAGGAACCGGAAAGACCAGUAGGCCUAGUGUUUGAGUGAGAGAGAACUUUUAGUAUCUAACCCAACCUAGUUACUAGUUAUAGUGUUGACUGUCAUCAUCACCCAUCAGUGUCAUCAAGCAAGUAACUUUCCAGUGUUGUUGUUUGUGUUUGUUUAAGACUUAUCACUAAGACAGGAUUGAUCUACAGUCUACUGCCUGUAGUUAUGCCUCUUGAGAAACUAACAUCCUCUCCAACAGGGUGCUGCUCCUGUGGACCAGGCUACAAGACACCUCAAGAUGCCAUCAAGAAAGGGCCGAGAGAAGAGAUCUUGUACAUUCUGUGUGUCCAGCCUGACACGACCAAACAAGACUAUUUGGCAGUGGUCGACGUGAACCCUGCGAGUCCCACAUACUGCCAGGUGAUCCACCGGACCAAAAUGCUGCACACUGGUGACGAAGUUCACCAUUUCGGUUGGAACAGCUGCAGUAGUUGCUUCGGGGACAUCAGCAAGAAAAGGGAUAAAUUAGUGAUUCCUUGCUUGGGGAGCGACAGGAUUUAUAUUCUGGAUGUUGGGACCAACCCGAAAGCCCCAAGUAUACAUAAGGUAAUUGAACCCUCCGAGAUGCAUGCUCUAGGGGUGGCAACCCCUCACACUACACACUGUCUACCCUCUGGAGACAUCAUGAUAUCCACCAUGGGCACAGUGGAGGGUGAGGGACUAGGGGACUUUGUCUUGGUCGAUGGUGCUUCUUGGAAAGUCAAAGGUUUGUGGACCCAAGGCCAGGCUGCCAAGUUUGGAUAUGACUUCUGGUAUCAGCCGUAUUGGGAUGUGAUGAUAUCCAGUGAGUGGGGCGCACCCAAGUCCUUCAAGCCAGGCUACAAACACGACGAUGUUUUGAAUCCAGAUCUGACUGGUCGCUCCCUGAACGUUUACUCGUGGAAGGAUCGCAAGCUGUUGCAGACCAUUGCCCUGGGAGAGGAUGGAGUCGCUCCUCUGGAGAUUAGGUUUUUGCACAAUCCUCUGGCCGCCCAGGGUUUUGUAGGCUGUGCAGUUACAUCUGCCAUCUUCAGAUUUUUCCGAAAAGUCGAUGGUACUUGGGCUGCAGAAAGAGUAAUACGCAUUCCACCAAAGAAAGUCAAAGGAUGGGCUCUUCCUGAAUUAGAAGGGAUGGUGACAGACAUAGUCAUCUCACUGGAUGAUCGGUUCCUCUACCUCAGCAACUGGUUACAUGGAGACGUAAGGCAAUACGAUAUUACCAACCCUUCUCAACCAAAACUGACGGGACAAGUUUUCAUAGGAGGUAAAAUUGUCAAGGGAGGUCCAAUAGAAGUUAUAGAGGAUCAAGAAUUGUCUGAGCAGCCUAAGCCUGUAGUCAUCAAGGGCCGCAAGAUCCAAGGCUCGGCUCAGAUGCUCCAACUGAGUCUGGACGGAAAGAGACUCUACGUCACAACCUCCCUCUUUUCUCCCUGGGACAAACAGAUCUACCCGGACAUGGUCCAAACCGGAUCUGUUUUGGUAAAACUCGACAUAGAUACAGAGAAAGGAGGGAUGAAACUGGAUGAAGACUUCUUGGUGGACUUUGGAAAAGAGCCUGAAGGUCCGGUGUUGGCGCAUGAAACUCGGUAUCCGGGUGGUGAUUGCACUUCGGACAUCUGGUUAGUGGACGAAGCUAAAGAACAAGUAGCCGCUGUUUAACAGUUUCUGCUUGAAUAUCCCUUAACUGUUUCACUAUGUAUCGCACAAUAACAAUAUUUAAUAGUUUAAUAAAUAUCACCUGUUACUUGUUUUAA
Molecule: messenger RNA, 1861 nt
Organism: Macrosteles quadrilineatus (aster leafhopper)
Lineage: Eukaryota; Metazoa; Arthropoda; Insecta; Hemiptera; Cicadellidae
Product: methanethiol oxidase-like
Exons: 11
Coding region: 294-1766 (490 amino acids)
Molecular function (GO): selenium binding
Source: RefSeq, a predicted model, not a curated record